This is a messenger RNA of Musa acuminata AAA Group (dessert banana), 763 nucleotides long. RefSeq lists its product as uncharacterized. Gene Ontology annotation, cellular component: mitochondrial ribosome. The coding region runs from base 201 to 566 and encodes 121 amino acids. Gene Ontology annotation, molecular function: rRNA binding; structural constituent of ribosome. NCBI's taxonomy places the organism in Eukaryota, Viridiplantae, Streptophyta, Magnoliopsida, Zingiberales, Musaceae. Gene Ontology annotation, biological process: translation; ribosomal large subunit assembly. The record is from RefSeq and is a predicted model, not a curated record. The transcript has 3 exons.
ACGGUCGAGUAGCACGUACACCGUUUCCCUAACCCCACUGUCCGUUUCUCACUCUUUCCGAAUCGCAACCCUUGCCGCCGCCGCCGUCGAGCGCCACUUCGUCGUCCGUGCUUUUAAGCUCCUCCAUUCAUCGUCAAAAUAGGAUCUUUGAUAACUGGGAGGAGGUUGAUAGCAGAAGUACAGUAGUAGGAAGGGGCACGAUGAACAAAGAUAAGAUUUUUAAGCUGGCAAAGGGAUUCAGGGGGAGGGCGAAGAACUGCAUCAGGAUAGCUCGGGAGAGGGUGGAGAAGGCGCUGCAGUACUCCUACAGAGAUCGCCGCAACAAAAAGAGAGAUAUGCGGUCUCUCUGGAUCGAGCGCAUCAAUGCAGGCGCUCGGUUGCACGGGGUGAAUUAUGGUAAUUUUAUGCAUGGGUUGAUGAAGGAGAAUAUCCAACUGAACAGGAAAGUGCUGUCGGAGCUGUCGAUGCAUGAGCCAUAUAGCUUCAAGGCACUUGUGGACAUUUCAAGCAAUGCAUUUCCAGGAAACAAAGGCCUCAAAAAGGAUAGUUCAUCCAUUGUUGCCUGAGAAUCUUCUCUUCCAUUUUGUUUAUCUGAACCUCUUGUACUUGUGUUCUCAAGAGUAGAACUGAGUAUAUCUUUUGUAAUCUUGUCCAUCUUAUAAGUCAAGAAUUAAAACCACUAGAUUCAAUAUGAAAGACACAUUGUAAAAUCAACCUUGUGCCACUGGCAUUCAUCAUUAGAGCUGUAAAACCAUCUUGCUCA